Brassica oleracea var. oleracea is the source of this 1100-nucleotide messenger RNA. Its product is annotated as transcription factor bHLH144-like. Gene Ontology annotation, molecular function: protein dimerization activity. The record is from RefSeq and is a predicted model, not a curated record. The transcript has a single exon. The coding region runs from base 40 to 759 and encodes 239 amino acids. NCBI's taxonomy places the organism in Eukaryota, Viridiplantae, Streptophyta, Magnoliopsida, Brassicales, Brassicaceae.
UUUUUUUUCACAUUUUUAGCUUUGCACGGGCAUUCUCUAAUGCAGAACAAUCAGUAUCCCUACUUCUCCGACGUAAUGGGAGACGGAAACAUGAACAGCGUCCCGUCGUAUGCAUCAGCGUCAUCCUUUGAUGCUUUGUCCCCGCCAUGUGCCAAGUUACCAUUCCAUGGUGUUGAACUUCAACCCUCUUCGGUCUGUCCAAAUAACUUUGUCGUUUUCGACCAAACAUAUGACCGCAGCCAAGUGAUGUACCAUCCUGAGCUGACACCUAGGCUCGUGAACUCCGGAUUAGCUUCUUCGUUUCAUAACGAGUAUGUUGCGGGAAGUUAUGGUAACUAUGGCCGACAAGAAGUAUCAUCAUCCUCUUCUCACCAAGAAGAUCCUAACGAGAUUGAUGCUCUCUUGAGCACAGAUGAAGAUGGUGAUGAGAGUGAGGAUGGUUGUGAUUCAGAAGAGGUCAGCACCACAGCUCGUGAGUCUCUCAGGGAGUAUGGGAAUACAUCAGCUGAAUCAAGUUGCUCAAGCUAUGGAUAUAGCUCAAGAAGGAAGCAGAGUGUAUCGGGAAGUGCGAGUAGUUCUAACAAUGAUGGGAAAGGAAGGAGAAAGAUGAAGAAGAUGAUGGGAGUGUUGAGGAGGAUUGUCCCUGGAGGAGAAGAGAUGAAUACAGCUUCUGUACUUGAUGAAGCUGUUCAGUACCUCAAGUCACUUAAACUCGAAGCUCAGAAACUUGGCGUUGAACAUUUCUCAAACCAAUCUUGAAGAUACUAUCCGAUAUUCCUUCUUCAGUUGCAACUGUUCUUGGGAAGUAACUCUCGGUCCAGCGCUAUCUGGACCACUCUCUCUCUCUAUGGUACUCCCACUCUCCUCGCUUCUAUUUACAGGAUGGGAUUUAUUUAGAUAUAAUAGUAUGUUGAAUCUCUCUCUAUAUAUGUUUCAUUUUGUGCGUUGCACAAGGUGUACUUGUGGAUUUGCUUUGAGCUUUUGAUUUGUAUGGCUGAACUUGCACUCUAAUCAAAUGGCUUUUCAUUUUCCAUUUCUAGCCAUGAACUAUUAUGGUUUGUGAUGUGCCUUUUUACUUAGGCAUGUAAUGUAUUUUGCUU